Messenger RNA from Xiphophorus hellerii (green swordtail), 3460 nucleotides. It is a transcript of the gene lifra, whose product is annotated as LIF receptor subunit alpha a. The record is from RefSeq and is a predicted model, not a curated record. Gene Ontology annotation, molecular function: protein binding. NCBI's taxonomy places the organism in Eukaryota, Metazoa, Chordata, Actinopteri, Cyprinodontiformes, Poeciliidae. The transcript has 19 exons. Bases 395 to 3310 code for a protein of 971 amino acids.
UACCAGCAGCCCGCUGUCUGGACAGGCAUUGGGAAUAGUCAAACAGAACAGGCGAAUCUCGAGGUUAGAAACACAGCGUCUAUAAGAAGCUCGAAGUACUAAAUAUAUCCACUAAAGGGCUCUGUUACGAAUUCCCUCCCAUCUCAAAGACCAGUGUGGGGGUUUGGCAUGCAUCCAGGCGGAGCUUUGCAGGGAAUGGAAAGCGGUUGAAUAGACUGCAGCCUACUCCCUAAAUUAAACCUAAGAGGAAACAAACCUGUGUAACCUGCAUACGCAAGAACAUUUCUUAGGAACAGAAAUCGCUUCUGUCUCUCCCUUCCCUCUGAGGAUGUUUAGCUUGUUGUCACCAUAGUGCAAAGGACACCACCUCAACAUCAACAGACUGUGAACAACUAUGCCGCGCUUACUCAACAUCCUCACCUCAAAGCCUAGCUGUGGCCCUGUCUGGGUCGCCUUUGUUCUGCUUGGCAUCUUUGCUCUAAACACUCAAGCUAAAAUUGUCCUAACUGUACCUCAGCAAGUGAGCCUUUCAGCCAACUUUUUCACUCAACAACUAACUAUUUCCUGGUUUGGAGGAGAGGCCACGACCUUUGACCUUAUCAUUUUGAGAACCGAAUUCAACGAAACUGUCUUUUAUAACACAGUCCCAACAGUAAUGAACCAGGAUGGUGGUCGGCACCAAUGGACCUGGACUUCUGUUGAACCUCUGGAGUGCACAUCAUUAUCAGUCAAAAUCCGCUCAAGAGAUGGAAUAACAAAAAGUGAAUGGAGUGAACCUCAGAUCCUGAAAGGAAGGGAUCUCCCGAGCAACAGCGAUCAUCAGGUGUAUCCUCAAGACAAAGUCGUGCCUGUAGGGGGCAACACAACUUUCUGUUGUAUUGUGGAGGAGGGAAAGGAGUUUAGAGACCUUCUCUACGGCUCGAUAAAAAUGAACGUGAAACGUUUGAGUCGACGAAGUUAUGCCACCACCGCUGUUAACCAGAACUUAUCUAGACCAACUGGAACAAAUGUUUUGUGUCGUUUAAAGAACAAACUGGCAGGAUCAGUCAUCUUUGUCGGAUAUCCACCUCUACCCACCAACUUUGAGUGCAUAACUGAUGACUUGACCUCAGCUGUGUGUUACUGGGAUAGAGGACGAGGCACCAACCUGUAUGGCAAGAGGAAAACCAGCUACUCCAUAAAUAAGAGGGACUGUCCUGACGGGAAGUGUGUGCUGCCUGAGUGGGAUGGUAACUGGACUCUCUUGGCUGUUAAUCCCCUUGGCCAGUACAGUCUGACUUACUCAGCUGAACUUCUUCACAGAGUGGUGCCAGUAGCACCAGAUAAGCUGAGUGCCACUGACGAUGCCUGGAAUGCCACUGUGCAGUGGCAUUGGCCAUACAGUAGCUAUUCCACCCUGGCUCUUGUCUGCCAGGUACAACUAGCCAGCCACGAUAUAUUGCUUAGAAAUUUCUCAGGUGUGGGUCUCCAUUCUGUUUUCCUGCCUCACCUCCACCCUAACACCAAAUACAGAGUUCGAGUCCGCUGUGGAUCCCUGAAUCACUUUUUAAAGUGGGGCAACUGGAGCAAAGAAUUUCACUUCACAACCAAAUCAUAUGUUCCUGAAGCCCCCGAUGUGUGGAUGUUUGUGAACAGAGACAACUCUGUGCAGGUUAUGUGGAAGCCUCUGACGCGAUGGCAGAGUCACGGUGUGCUCACAGGAUACGAAGUUACUCUCUGGAACCUUGAAGAAAAUGAAAACCAAACCAAUAAUUUAUCUCCAAAAGAUAACUCUUUGAACCUCACGGAUUGGGCUUCAAUCACUGGUGAUAAGAAAGCCAUUGCGUCAGUGAAGGCAAACAAUGUAAAGGGGAUGUCUCAACCUUCCAGCAUAAUGUUAGGUUUAAUAGAUGACAAGUCCGCUCCUUUGGCUCAGACCAUUUAUACCAGCAGUGGUUUCCCUUUGAGCUGGCAGCACAGUGACAACAGUACAGGCGGUUAUUUGGUUGAGUGGUGUGAAGCUGUGUGCACGUCAGACUGCGCUGUGGACUGGAUCAGACUGGACACUGGAAUCACUCAUGUCUCCAUUAAAGAUUCUAUCGUUAAAUUCCAGCCAGGUGUGAGAUACAACUUUUCCCUCUAUGAGUGCCCAUCAGUUUCCCCUGUACUAAUACGGCGCUGGCAAGGAUAUAUUCAGGAGCUGCCCCCGUCUAUUUCUGUCAAUCUGGAGAUCAAUCAGCAGGACUGUGACGUUGUUCUUAGCUGGGAGGAGAUUCCACUGGCUGGCAGAAGAGGAUUCCUCCUAGGCUACAAAGUUUACAAAGUCAAUAACUUCUCCAAUUUCACACUACUUGACGAUCUGAGCCCUGAAAUGAGGACGUACACUGUGAAGGAUCUCUCUACCAGCACCUACAAAUUCACUGUGAAGGCUUACACAUCUGCAGGCGAGGAUACAGGCGGCACUGCUGCCAUCACGCUGAAGCAAUGUGCGGAUGGACUGAUUCUGGAGAUUUUGACUUCUUUGGGAAUUGUGACUCUACUACUGACCACUGUUAGUUGCUUUUGCUACAAGAAAAGAAGAUGGGUAAAAAAGGCUUUCUACCCGGACAUCCCUGAGCCCAAGCUGCCUGGUGAUUGGUCGAGAACACAGGGACCUUUGGACGUGAAGCCGUUUCCCCACAGUAUGGUCCACAUCAUAGAAAAACCCGAGUGGGAUUUUAGUAAGGACACUCUCGUCAUCAUUCCUGAGGAAGAGGAUUAUGAGGGAGAGGGAAUUGGAGAUGAGCCGGUAGACACAGAUGAACCUCAGUUGUUGCGUUACUACAACCAGGUGGUGGAUGAGCGCCCCAUUAGGCCGCGGUUUCCAGACUCCUCAGUUUCAUCCUCGUCUUCUGUAGAUUCAGCCAACACUGAUGUGACGUACACAGGUAUUCAGACAUCCCACUCUUCUUUGGUCUUCCCUUCAGACUCUCAGGGAUUCUCUGAGGGCUUCCAACCACACAGUGGCCUCUCUUUAAGCAGCAGGAAUAAAGGAGAGGGUUACCACCCACAGAUGCACUCUGUAACCCUGGGUGGAAACCUAGCUUCUCCUGAGCCCAUUGUGGAUCCUCACGCUGUUGGUUCUGAAGGCUACAAGCCCCAGAACUCCUGGCUUUUAGACUCUCCCACUGAGGGAGAUGAAAAUAGCCCGGCCCCCUCGCUGGGUUCACCCACGUCUGUAGCUUCUACUCAGUUCCUCCUUCCUGAUAGAGAAAGACAUGAAGAAAAGAGACAACAACCAUCAUCAGCAGCAAACUGGUUCACCAACCUGCUGUCAUCUGCAAAACCGUGACAUCAUCUCAUUUUGGCUGUUAGGUGAACCCUUUUCGUUUCUGUCACCAUUGUCUCAUAUCUACAUGCAAGGAAGAAUCCUCUCACUGUAGCACUGCAUUGUCAAAACUUGCAUCUUGACUGAGUUAAUGCCGUUCAAGGUGUCUUUACA